Messenger RNA from Trichoderma aggressivum f. europaeum, 1209 nucleotides. RefSeq lists its product as uncharacterized. Gene Ontology annotation, molecular function: mRNA binding. Lineage: Eukaryota; Fungi; Ascomycota; Sordariomycetes; Hypocreales; Hypocreaceae. Gene Ontology annotation, biological process: regulation of translation. The coding region runs from base 1 to 1209 and encodes 402 amino acids. The record is from RefSeq and is a predicted model, not a curated record. The transcript is spliced from 3 exons.
AUGUUUAUUGGUGGAUUAAACUGGGAGACAACAGACCAAUCGCUACGAGAUUACUUUUCCCAAUUCGGCGAAGUUGUUGAAUGUACCGUCAUGAGGGACAGUAGCUCCGGUCGAUCACGAGGAUUUGGUUUCUUAACCUUCAAGGACCCCAAAACUGUCAACAUUGUCAUGGUCAAGGAGCAUUUCCUAGAUGGAAAGAUUAUCGACCCAAAGCGGGCUAUUCCUCGCGAUGAGCAAGAGAAGACGAGCAAGAUUUUCGUUGGUGGAGUCAGCCAGGAUACCACAGACCAGGAAUUCAGGGAGUACUUUGCCCAGUUUGGCCGAGUGGUUGAUGCCACCUUGAUGAUGGACAAGGACACUGGCAGACCCCGAGGGUUUGGGUUUGUCACCUUCGAAAGUGAAGCUGGCGUGGAUGCUUGCAUCAACGUGCCUCUCGAGAUACAUGGGAAGCCCAUCGAAGUCAAGAAGGCUCAGCCGAGGGGCAACCUACGAGAAGAAGAAGAGGCGGCCAAGCGUGGAAAGUUUCGAAAGGGCGAAGAACAGUCUGUGCAAGGUGGAAUGGGCCAGCAGAUGGGAGGCAACAACUCGGCCAUGACGCCACAGCUGAUGGCUCAAUAUUUCCAGCGUAUGCAGCAAUACUUUGCCAUGAUGCAGUCGCAGAUGGCCAUGUCGCGAGGCAUGCCCAUGAACCCGGCCAUGUGGCAGCAGAUGCAACAGAUGCAGCAGAUGCAGCAGAUGAUGGGUCGUGGCGGUGGCCCUGGACAGAACAUGAUGGGCCAGAUGAAUCCUCAAAUGAUGCAACAGAUGCAGCAGAUGCAGCAGCAGAUGAUGCAGCAACAGCAACAGGGAGGCGGCCAGGGCGGAGACGGCUACAAUGGCUACGACCAGUACCAACAGCAAGGCCCCCAGGGUCCUCAUGGCGGCCGGCGAGGCGGUCGUGGAGGCUAUGGAGGCGGCGGAUAUGGCAUGGGCGGCGGCGGAGGGGCUCCCACUUCAUGGGAAGGCAUGUACGACGACGUGCCACAGCCUAAUGCCAGUCAGGGGUCAUCUCGGCGUGGCGGAAGUGUUGGCCACGGAGGCACGUCGGAUGCCCAGCACUCACCACCAGCGAACGCCCCAACAGGGCCCAAGAAUGCUGGAAAGCCGGGUGCAAAUUACCGCGGCGGAGGACGUGGCGGAAACAGAGGCUUCCAUCCCUAUGCCCGAUGA